GAACCUGGUCGAACUCGAACCGCGGCCGGUUCGCGACACCCCUAUUUUUUUUCUUGUUUUUAAUACCUUGAUAUUGCAUAUUUGGUGUAGCGACUUGUUGGCGAAAUCUCGAAUAAAAUGGCUACUGUUGGCUACUUUCUGCGCGUGAUUUGGCCACUUUGACUCUAAACCCAGUGGCAACCCUGCUGAUUUGUUUUUCUCCGUCAGCUGCGUAGAGAGAUCGGAGCCGACCUUGUUUGGGACGUCGUAGACGAAAACAUCCGCGGCCGUGGCAGCCUGGGCCAGGCCACCAGAGGUGUGACAACCUAGGCUUCGAAGACACCGAAACAAACUCGUGAUUCCGGUUGAAGUCCGCCAGCGGAUCGAGGUCGAGAGAUGCGGCUGGCGCUGUCAAAGGGAGCGCAGUGGUUGCAGCAUGGCGGCCAUCGGGUCCGCGACUCGGCGUUCCCUUCCUACCUGACCACCGUGCUGGCGCGGAGCAGGGUCCUGUGGCGAGGCCUGUGGGCCCGCGCCAGCCCCAGGUCCCUGGUGUCGCGCCCGAGACCCUGGCUGUUCUCGAGUCCAGGGCGCGCUGGACCGCCGGCAUGGAGCGCGUCGAGUGCUGCAGUUCUGGGCAGGCGCGCCGCUCGGAGGCUCUGGGGCGGCCCUACCCUGCCCCUGAUGGGACUGACGGGGAUCUGCCUGAUCCGCAAGCCGGCCCUGGUGACGAGCGAGGAGGAGCUGGAGAGCGUCUGCGUCGCCAUAAGGGAAUUGGUCAGCGAAUUCCCCAAGGAGGACUCGUUCCGCGUGCCGGACAAGGGGACGCUGACCCUGGAUGACUUGGAGCUGGGCGAACACCUCGACACGGGCAGCAAUGCCGUCGUCUACAGCGCCCGCUGGAAGGAGCAGCCCCGCAAACGAGAGGAGCCUGAGCCUGCCUUUGACCUGGCCGUGAAGGUGAUGUUCAACUACUCGGCUGAGUCGACCGCAGCGUCCGUCUGGCAGUCCCUCCACAAGGAGUGCCUCCCGGCCUGGCUUCACCCUGGUGGCCCCAGUUGCCUUGGCGACGGAGUGAAGCUGCCCCCUCACCCCAACGUGGUGCAGAUGCCCGUGGCCUUCGUAGACAAGAUGCGUGCUUUGCCCCGGGCGACCGACCUCUGUCCCAGUGCCCUCCCGCCAAGCUUGCACCCGUACGGUUGCGGCCGCAACGCCACCCUCUACCUGGUGAUGCGCAGGUAUGAGUGCAGCCUGGAGCAGUACCUGCGCCGGGAGGAGCCCCUGAGCAGCCACGUGCGCCUGAGCCUGCUGUGCCAGCUUCUGGAGGGCGUGGCGCACCUGUCCCAGCACGGGGUGGCCCACCGGGACCUCAAGGCCAACAACCUGCUUCUGGACCUGUCCGAGGGUCCCGAGAGCCCCCGGCUGGCCAUUGCGGACUUUGGCUGCUGCCUGGCACAGGGGCCCCCGUACCACCUGUGUCUGCCCUUCCCCACCGCCGAGGUGUGCAGGGGUGGCAACGCCUUGCUCAUGGCACCCGAGGUGGCGGGAGCGCAGCCGGGGCCGCUUUCCUGGAUCGACUACGGACGGGCGGACGUGUGGGCAGUGGGGGCGCUCUGCUACCCACUGUGGGGGCUGCCCCUCCCCUUUGGGGGAGGGGUCCUGGAUAGCCGCAGCUACCGGGAGCAGGACCUGCCACCCCUGCCCAAAGACGUGCCGCCGGCCGUCAGGGCGCUCGUCAGGGACAUGCUGCAUAGGGACCCCCAGCAGCGUCCCAGCGCAGCCUUUGCGGCUACGGUGUGCCAGCUCCUGCUGUGGGGUCCUCCCAGGCUGCUGCUGCCAGGUAACAGAAGAAGUGCCCGUCUGCUGGUGCGCUGGCUAUGCAACUCUCUGGGCCGCCUGGUGCGUGGCAAGGCCAACCCACUGGUGGGAAGCCUGCUGGCCAGGGCCAGUCUGGCAACCCUCCGGGAAGCCCUCCAGUACCUGCACCAGGCUGCCGCAGAGUACGGCGGCAAAGCGCUCUGCUAACCAACGACUCGUUAUACGCCGGACCGACGGACGGGGGCGAGCACUGACGUUGUAGGGUUGCCCUUUUCAGAGAUGCUUCGGGGGAUGGAGGUGAAGCCACCAUGUUGACGUCAUAACUCGAAUAUAUAAAUAGAGAGUUAGUGGAAAAAAAAAACGAGCCUGUUUCUAUUUGACAAUGUGCUUUAGACAACGUUACUAGAAUAGAGCCAUAGAGCCUGCUUUGAAAAAGGUGGCUCACCUCCAUACUCGAAAACCGAACUAAAGGCGAUCGCAACGCGGCCAUUUCUCCCGCAGCGGCCACUCGGGGGAACUGCAUGGCUGCACGCAUAGGCGUAGACUACGGGGGCGCAUCAGGCCAUGAUCCUUACCGAGACGCUGUUUACAUGGCAUGUAACGAGCUUCUAGUAGUUGACCUGAUAUUCUUCAGCCGCAGGCUUUAUUUUCAUGUAUUAAAGAGAAAAGACCCAUG
Ixodes scapularis (black-legged tick) is the source of this 2470-nucleotide messenger RNA. Its product is annotated as serine/threonine-protein kinase Pink1, mitochondrial. The transcript is spliced from 7 exons. Gene Ontology annotation, molecular function: protein serine/threonine kinase activity; ATP binding. Gene Ontology annotation, cellular component: mitochondrion. Gene Ontology annotation, biological process: regulation of apoptotic process; protein phosphorylation; positive regulation of mitochondrial fission. The record is from RefSeq and is a predicted model, not a curated record. NCBI's taxonomy places the organism in Eukaryota, Metazoa, Arthropoda, Arachnida, Ixodida, Ixodidae. Bases 376 to 2001 code for a protein of 541 amino acids.